AUGAGAAUUCUUCUCAUGAGUUGCGCUUUUAGCGCUUUUCUCAAUUCAGUGAUUUGUCAACCCAGUUCGGCAUCCAGCUCGCAACGCCACUCGCGACCAAAAAGCGAAAUCAUCAAGCCUGAACUAGUUUUAGAAUUACGUGGAUUUACGGAGGUUCUUUUCUGGCGUAAAGGCCAACUCUUCUUCGCGGACACCUAUGCUUACAAACUCUGCUCUUAUCAUGAAGAUAGCAGAAACACAUAUUGUGCUACUCUAGAGGCCGGUCUCCUGUCUUUUGCUGUUCCUGUUAAAGGACAUUACGAUCUAUUUGUGGUGGGCCUUAAUAAGAAAAUUUUAUUAAUCACAUGGAAUAGUUUCGCAGACAAAAUACAUCCUUCAUCGAUCGUAUUAAAAACUGUGGAUGCUACAAUUCCUGGCAAUAGAUUGAAUUGUGGAACCGUGGAUAAUUUAGGCAGACUAGUGUUCGGGUCGACGAACAUUAAUGGAAAUCCAUUGGCAAAUGUGAGUUCUUUGAGUUAUGAUUUGGAUGUAGCAACAUGCGUAAACAAUGUUGUUUCGAGCGUUGGAAUCGUGUUAAUCACACAUACGACUUUUUCUCCUAAAGCAUUUGUCAUCGAUUCGAAGACAAAUUAUAAUAUUGAUGCCUACAUUUAUCACCCCACACCAGGAAAAUUUGGGACCAAAAGUGUCGUCUUUAACUGGCCACAACAACGUCGGAUGGGACAUCCACGUCGGCUGACAGUUGAUAAGAAUGGUCAUCUCUGGGUGCCUAUUUAUGAAGGUGGCGGUGUCAUUCAAGUUGAUCCACGAAUUGAGAAAGUAAUAGACUUUUUUCCUAUACCUGCAGCAAGAGUCGGCGCAUGUAUUUUCGGAGGUCUUAACUCAGAUAUUUUGUAUGUAUCGACAAUAGGAUAUGGUCAUGAACUUUUUCAGGGAAUAAUUCACCCAAACGAUAAAGGUGGUUCAAUUUUCGCUCUCAGGGGGCUUGGCGUGCAGGGGUGGCCGGAAAAAGAAUACAAGUUAAAGAAUGUAUUUGUGAAGCAGAUUAGAGGCAUGCAUUCAUGA
This is a messenger RNA of Belonocnema kinseyi, 1065 nucleotides long. Its product is annotated as regucalcin-like. Gene Ontology annotation, molecular function: gluconolactonase activity; calcium ion binding. Lineage: Eukaryota; Metazoa; Arthropoda; Insecta; Hymenoptera; Cynipidae. Bases 1 to 1065 code for a protein of 354 amino acids. The record is from RefSeq and is a predicted model, not a curated record. Gene Ontology annotation, biological process: L-ascorbic acid biosynthetic process. The transcript is spliced from 6 exons.